UUCUUGCUUUGCUGACUUGUUUUUUAGCAAUUAACAGAAGCAGUAAAAGAAACAAAAAACAAAGGAGCAGAUGUUACAUUUGGACUUUUGUUUGGUUGGCAUGCUGCAGAUGAAACAAUCUGUUUGGCAUGUUGUACACCUGAUGAUUUUCGUUACCUGCCAUUUUCCAUGAGUGCAUGUAUUGGUUCAUUCUGUUGUGCAACUUCUUCAAUAACAGAUGAAAAUGAAGUUUUCCAGAUUUGUGAAAAAGUUCUUGUGCAAAAUCAGGUAGAAGAAUCAAGUCAAGCUGUGAUGUUAGGAGUUUGGUUGGAUUCUUCCAAUCAGACCAAAAUAAUAUGUCAAAGUCGUUCUUAUUGGUUUGGAGGUAAUGCCAAUUAUGUAGAAAUAAACUUCAGUGAGAGUGAUGCAUUGCUGAAGGACUGUAUAAUAGCAAGAGCAAAGGGAUCAUUUCCUUUAAUUUUUGAGUUUUCUGACACAAAAGGUAAGCAUCGUGUGUAAAUAUAUUUGAAGUUGUUGA
Molecule: messenger RNA, 517 nt
Organism: Limulus polyphemus (Atlantic horseshoe crab)
Lineage: Eukaryota; Metazoa; Arthropoda; Merostomata; Xiphosura; Limulidae
Exons: 2
Coding region: 169-498 (109 amino acids)
Source: RefSeq, a predicted model, not a curated record